Messenger RNA from Drechmeria coniospora, 1920 nucleotides. RefSeq lists its product as uncharacterized. The record is from RefSeq and is a predicted model, not a curated record. Lineage: Eukaryota; Fungi; Ascomycota; Sordariomycetes; Hypocreales; Ophiocordycipitaceae. The transcript has 2 exons. The coding region runs from base 1 to 1920 and encodes 639 amino acids.
AUGGCCAGCUACGACCCCUACGAUCGGGACUACGCCCGCCGUAACCAUGUGCGGGUGGAGCGGCGAGAGGAGCGUCGAGAGGAGCGAGAACCACGCGGCAUCGAAACGCGGGGUGACUACACCAAGCCUUAUGGAACUCGAGAGCUCGUCCCGAGGGCCCGUGAGGACAGUGAUCCAUCUGUCGAAGAGAUCCGCCGCGACUUCCCCCCGCCGAGCGGUAGGGAUGUUCGUCGAGCCCGCGCCACCGAGGUGCAGUACUACGAGGACGACCAGGACCAUCGCCGCGGAUACGACGCUCGCACCGAUGUUCGCUACGACGCCCGCUACGACGACCGCUACGACGCCCGCUACGACGCCCGCUACGAUGACGCCCGCUACGAUGCCCGAUACGACUCUCGCUACGACGCCGACCGUGACCAUGAUCGCCACGCGCGCCGAGACAGGGGUAGCCCCUACUACGACGAGGAGCGAAAGCCCAAGCACAGGACCAUGUCCAAGCAGGAGAAGAUCAUCGCCGCCGUGGCCGGUGCCGCCCUCCUCGCGGGAGGCAAAGAGCUCUACGACCGCCACGAAGCCAAGACGGCCGGCACCGACGUUCAGCGCAGCCCUCUUUCCUCGGCCGCCCUCGCCGGCUUUGGCGCCCUCGCGGCCUACCAAGGUGCCGAGUUCUACAGCAAGCAGCAGGCCCAGAAGGACCAGAGGGCCAAUUACAUCCUGCAGCGGGGACGCGACGGACCCGUGCACGACUACUAUUCCGACGACGACGACGACUCCAAGGAGCGCAAAGGUCACCGAAACUUCCUCGAGAGCGCCAUCGCCGCCACAGGCCUCGGCGCCGCCGUCAAAUCCCUCACCGGCGCCGCCGCCGAUGGCAAGAGCUCCGACGGCCGCAGCCGAGCCGGCAGCCCCGGAGGCUCCCGCGACGGAUCUGCCAACAAGAUUCAAAAGGCCGCCAUAGCGUCCCUGCUGGCGGGCGCCACCGAGGCCUUCCGCGUGGCCAAGGAGCCCGGAGGCUGGAAGGGGGAGAAGACGAAGCGAAUUCUCACCGCCGCCGCCGGUGCUGCCACCGUCGAUGCCGCCCAGAGCGACAAGCACGGCAAGCUGGGCCUCGCCGAGUCCGUCAUCGGCGGUCUCGUCGGUAACCGCUUGAUCAACGGGUCCAAGCGAGACAUUGAGGAGGACAAGCUGACGGGCCGAAGCCGGUCCCGCUCGCGUGCCCGGUCGCAGCACGGCACCGGCGCCAGCACGGGCGGGCUUGCGGCUUUGGCAACCGCAGGACUCGGGGCUCUUGGAGCGAAGAAGGUGCUCGACCGCUCAAGUUCUCGGGGCCGCGGCCGUCACGACUCGCGGAGUUCCUCACCGGACAGCCGUCGCCGCCGAAGCCGAAGCCGAAGCCGCAGCCGCAGCCGGAGCCGCAGCGUGGUUGACAGGGCGCGGAGCAGCUUGGCCAAGCUCGGCUUCGGGGGUGGCGCCGUUGCCGCCGUCGACGACCAUCGCCGACACGAGCAGGACGAUUUCGAGGAUCGCGGCAGCUCGCGACGCUCCCGCCACUACUCGGAUGACAUGUACGACGACGAGUCUCGCCAUGGUCGGAGCCGGGGCGGGGAUGUCGAGCCCGAUCGGUCGACCCGCGGCAGCCGGCGGCACGAGUCUCGGCACCGAGGCGGCACGAGCCACUCCGGUUACGGCUCAGGUUCCGAUCGAGGGAACUCGGACGAGGAGGAUAGGAGGACAGGGAAAAGAAGAGCGGCGAGCUCGGCGGAGGGUUGUCAAAGAGAAAUGGAACAAUGUCCCGGCCUAUCGGAGGUGAGCAAGCUCAAGCUCAAGCUGAAGACCGUCAUUCAAGAACCGACAUCCGUCGGCAUCGGUGUCUUGAGCAUUGAAGAGACCGUCAGCGAUAUGAAAAAGGACAAGAAUUGA